Messenger RNA from Drosophila bipectinata, 2477 nucleotides. The record is from RefSeq and is a predicted model, not a curated record. NCBI's taxonomy places the organism in Eukaryota, Metazoa, Arthropoda, Insecta, Diptera, Drosophilidae.
UUGUAUGAACCAGACGCGAAAUAUUUAAACGCUGCGUGGCCAAAAGAAUUUUUGUUGGCAAGUGCGUAAAUGUUGGCAAAAGCCAACGCGUACCAGAGUUAAGUGCGGGUGUAAGAACUGUGACUGGGAAUAGGACAACAACCAAUAAUGGCAUUACAUUAACAAGUCGUGGCCCAAAAAGGUUGCAAUCAAAUUACGUCAAUUCGGAAAAAAGUGUAAUCAAUUUGGCGACUCAAUUAGGCAGCAGACUGCCCAGCCAUCGCGUGUGCAUCUUCCAGAUACUCGCCAGACAAGAUACAAGCCUGCGGAUCGCGUUUGCAUGACGAGGCUCAUCGCAGCUAACGCCUCGAGUGAAAUUUGUUGCACAAAUCGGUGUGCAAAUUGCAGUUGUCCCGGAUUGCUGGCCAAUUGGCAGCGGGCUUGUUUAACACAUUUUUUUUAACACCGAACUCAAUUUCAAUUUGAAUUCAAACUGUAAUUUCAAUUUCGAUUUCCACUCGAAGUGCACAAUAUUCAAUUGGAAUUGCAAUUGCAAUUCAUGUCGCAGCUAGUAGCUUGAGCCAUGGCAGAGUAAGCCCUAUCAGGAGGAGCAAUGUUGCAUUUAAGGCUAUUCGAUAGCUCGCUUUACCUGGCCUCCGUCUCGGAGUCCUCCCUGUCCGCGGGGGCGGGACGGGCGCUCAAUGACAGCUUGGGCGGGGGCGUGGCCAUGGCAGCGCCAGUUAAUCUGACAUACUUCACACCUGCGAUAUCACAUGUGAUGCUGGCGCCAGCAGCGACGGCGGCGGCAACAGCCUCGGCUGCAAUAGUCCAGACGACAUCGGCGCCGAGCCACGACUUAGAAGCCGUGGCGGCCCAGGCGGAGGUGGAUAUGAGCAUGGAACUGGAGGCGGGGGCCGGGGGCAACUCCACAGCGGGGCACCCCGGCGAAUUGGACAAUUUAAAUUCGUUCUACUUUUAUGAGACGGAGCAGUUUGCGGUCCUGUGGAUCCUCUUCACCGUCAUCGUGCUGGGCAAUUCGGCGGUCCUGUUCGUGAUGUUCAUCAACAAGAACCGCAAAUCGCGAAUGAACUACUUCAUCAAGCAGCUGGCCCUGGCAGAUCUCUGCGUGGGACUGCUCAACGUGUUGACGGACAUUAUAUGGCGGAUUACGAUUUCGUGGCGUGCCGGCAACCUGGCUUGCAAGGUCAUCCGCUUCUCGCAGGUCUGCGUCACAUACUCAUCCACCUACGUGCUGGUGGCCAUGAGCAUCGACAGAUACGAUGCAAUAACGCACCCCAUGAACUUCUCAAAGUCGUGGAAGAGAGCUCGUCACUUGGUGGCUGGUGCCUGGAUCAUCUCCGCAGUCUUCUCCCUUCCCAUUCUGGUGCUCUACGAGGAGAAGCUCAUCCAAGGACAUCCACAGUGUUGGAUUGAACUGGGCUCCCCCAUGGCCUGGCAGGUGUACAUGAGUCUGGUGUCGGCCACAUUAUUUGCGAUUCCAGCUCUGAUCAUUUCCGCGUGCUAUGCAAUUAUUGUGAAGACGAUAUGGGCCAAGGGCUCUAUAUUCGUUCCCACAGAACGAGCUGGCUUUGGAGCGGCUCCCGCCAGAAGAGCAAGUUCUAGGGGUAUUAUUCCCCGAGCCAAAGUUAAGACCGUCAAGAUGACUCUUACCAUAGUCUUUGUAUUCAUCAUCUGCUGGUCGCCAUACAUCGUCUUUGAUCUGCUCCAGGUGUUUGGCCAAAUUCCGCAUUCUCAGACCAACAUAGCCAUUGCCACUUUUAUUCAGAGCCUGGCUCCUUUGAAUUCAGCGGCCAAUCCUUUGAUUUACUGUCUCUUCUCCUCCCAGGUUUUUCGCACUUUAAGGUUAGUAAGCCUUUACAAAAUAAAAUGUUUGGUAUUUUUUACAAAUUUGCAUAAAAUAUUACCUUGUUCCAGUCGGUUUCCGCCAUUCAAGUGGUUCACCUGCUGCUGCAAGUCGUACCGCAACAACUCGCAGCAAAAUCGUUGCCAUACUGUGGGCCGGCGGCUCCACAACAGCUGCGACUCCAUGCGAACCCUGACCACCUCCCUGACCGUCUCCCGCCGCUCCACGAACAAGGCCAAUGCCCGGGUCGUCAUCUGUGAGCGGCCCAGCAAGGUGGUGACUGUGCCGGCCAUGUCGGAGGUAUGAUAGCUGGCCCACACCACCCGCAAGCGUUCAACGUUCGCGGUCCACGGGCCGACGUCCUUCAGCGACGCGGAGUUUCUCUAAGUAGGGCCCAGGAGGUUCCAGGAGUGGCUCCAGGAUUGGAGUGUCCAACAUGUGAAUGCACCAGAGGCUUAGACAAUAAGUUCGAUAGUUGUACUAGGCAUAGGGAAAGCCAAAUGUAAGCCAAUAGUUCUUAAGUAUGCCAAGUCUACGCUACGAAUUUCAAAUCUAUUUAUAACUGCUCCUCGUAAGUAUUUAUUGUCUAGUAACUGGUAUUUAUAUGACUUUUAAUUAGAGCUAAGAAAUGAAA